Molecule: messenger RNA, 2404 nt
Organism: Chinchilla lanigera (long-tailed chinchilla)
Lineage: Eukaryota; Metazoa; Chordata; Mammalia; Rodentia; Chinchillidae
Product: cytochrome P450 4A11-like
Exons: 12
Coding region: 62-1594 (510 amino acids)
Biological process (GO): arachidonate metabolic process; linoleic acid metabolic process; icosanoid biosynthetic process
Cellular component (GO): intracellular membrane-bounded organelle
Molecular function (GO): arachidonate monooxygenase activity; alkane 1-monooxygenase activity; heme binding
Source: RefSeq, a predicted model, not a curated record
GCAAUCCUCCACAAAACAGACCAGGUGGAGGGAGAAUCAGUGCUCCAGAAGCCACUGCACCAUGAGCAUCUCCGCGCUCAGCCUCAUCAGAUUCCCAGGCAGCGUCUCUGGGCUCCUCCAAGUGGCCUCCCUACUCGGCCUGCUUCUGCUGCUGUUCAAGGCAGCCCAGUUCUACCUACACAGACAAUGGCUGCUCAGAGCUCUCCAGCAGUUCCCGUGUCCACCCUCACACUGGUUCUUCGGGCACAAACAGCAGUUCCAAAAGGACCGAGAGCUGGAACGACUGUUAAAAUGGGUAAAAGAAUUCCCAAGUGCCUGUCCUCGCUGGCUCUGGGGGAGUAAGGUUACUGUCCUGCUCUAUGACCCUGACUACAUGAAGGUGAUCCUGGGGAGAUCAGACCCCAAAUCUCAUGGUGUCUACAGAUUACUGUCUCCCUGGAUCGGCUAUGGGUUGCUCCUGCUGAAUGGGAAGACAUGGUUCCAGCACCGGCGGAUGUUGACCCCAGCCUUCCACUAUGACAUCCUGAAGCCCUAUGUGGCUGUCAUGGCCAACUCUGUCCAAGUGAUGCUGGACAAAUGGGAGCGGCUCAUCAGUCAAGACUCCCCUGUGGAGAUCUUUCAACAUGUUUCCUUGAUGACACUCGACUCGAUCAUGAAGUGUGCCUUCAGCCACCAGAGUUGUACUCAGUUCAACAGGAAUUCUCACUCCUACAUUCAAGCCAUUGGAGAGCUAAACAAUCUGACUUUUUCCCGUGUGAGGAACGUCUUUCACCAGAAUGACACCGUCUACAGUUUGUCUUCAAGUGGCCGAUUGUUUAAACAAGCUUGCAAGCUUGCCCAUGAGCACACAGACGAAGUGAUCCAGCAGAGGAAGUCUCAACUGCAGGAUGAGAAUGAGCUAGAGAAAAUCAAGAAGAAGAGACGCUUGGAUUUCCUGGACAUCCUCCUUUUUGCCAAAAUGGAGGAUGGGAACAGCUUAUCUAACAAGGACCUGCGUGCUGAGGUGGACACGUUCAUGUUUGAGGGCCAUGACACCACAGCCAGUGGCAUCUCCUGGAUCCUCUAUGCUCUAGCUGCACACCCCAAGCACCAACAGAAGUGCAGGGAGGAGGUCCAGAGCCUCCUGGGGAAUGGAGCCUCCAUCACUUGGGAACACCUGGACCAGAUGCCCUACACCACCAUGUGUAUCAAGGAAGCCUUGAGGCUGUAUCCACCUGUACCCAAUGUGAGCAGAGAGCUCAGCGAACCAGUCACUUUCCCUGAUGGGCGCUCCUUACCCAAAGGUAUGACGGUCUCACUCUCCAUUUAUACCCUUCACCACAAUCCAAAGGUGUGGCCAAAUCCAGAGGUAUAUGACCCUUCCCGGUUUGCACCGGAUUCUGCCCGACAUAGCCAUUCAUUCCUGCCCUUCUCAGGAGGAUCAAGGAACUGCAUUGGUAAACAAUUUGCCAUGAAUGAGCUGAAGGUAGCUGUGGCCCUAACCCUGCUCCGCUUUGAGCUGCUGCCAGACCCCACCAGGAUCCCAGUUCCUGUGGCACGUCUUGUGUUGAAGUCCAAGAACGGGAUCUACCUGCACCUCAGGAAGCUGAAAUAAUCCUGAUGGGGACACGGACAGCUCUGAAAUAGAUGUCAGCUCCUGCCUGACAUCCCAUUUCCUUGUACCUGUUCCAGUCCAUUCUUCCACAUCCUUCUUUCUGUCUCCCCACCUCCCCACCUGCCUGCUCUGUGCUUUCUGUCUUCCUGGAUGUCUGCUCUUAAAUCUCUGUCUAUCCAUCUCCAAUCUGCCUGCCUCUCUGUCUACCUACUGCCUGAUUAUUUGCCUUCUCUUUAACAGCCUGCUUCUCUACAUGUCUUUUUCCUUUCUGCUAGUUAACUGUCCUUGUAUUAGCUUCCCAGUGCUGCUAUGAUAAAUUACAAAAAAACCUUGAUGAGUUUAAGUAGCAAAAUUCUCCUUUUAGUUCUCAUGAUCAGAAUUAUAACACGGGUUUCACUGAGACACCACCAAAGUAACUGCAGGGCCAUGCUACCUCCAUGCCUGUUCAUGUGCUUUCUCUUUUUCCAUUUCCAUUUUAUAGAGCUGCAUUCCUGAGCUUUCAGGUUUUUUCUCAAUAUUCAAAUCCUGAAGCAUCUUCAAAUGUCACUCUGUUUUCACACCACUUAUCUAUUGUUAAGGAUCUUUGUGACCACAUUGUACCCACUGUGAUAAUACAGGACAUAUUCAUAGUUGUCCUGUGAUUAGGAGCUCUACAUCUUGGGAAGCCGUUAUUCAGCCUAUGCAUCAUCCUACCCUGACUAUCGCCCAACAUCUCCAUCUAAGUCUCUUUCCAUGGUCUCUGGCUAUCUGAUUAUUUCACUUGCAAAUCUCUCUGUCUCCCUCUUCCCUGUAAUAAAGUUUCCAAAGUCA